GGAGGAGCUUGGCCCGAGGUCUGUCAAUAUGGUGGUGCUCGGGAGCACGCAAGGCACCGAGUAUCAAGAAGAGCUGGCCCGGUUGGUAGGGCUGGAUCUGCUAGCCGAGGGCGCGGUCCUGGUAGCCGACAGACUUCUUGAGCCGAUGGCGCCAGAAUUCCUUUGGCUUCUCUUGAGUGGCGGACUCUUCGAGGAGACCGUGGUCGUUGCCACCGAAGAUGGGAAUUGGAGUCUGGUGGCAAGUCACUACCGGGGCGUCGCCGAGACGCAGAGGUUUGCAGCAGAGAGGUCCAGGUGGACGGGUGUCUCGUACCCUUGGCCCUCACGACCCCCGGAAGCGGUUUCGCAGCUCAGGCACUCCGCAGAUGAGGCGCGCCGGCGCACUGUCGCAUGGCGGUUCCGAAACCGACUGGUCGCAGGGCCGACUCCGGCAUCGAACGAAGAUCUCGAGGCUGCAAGGCGCGCGUAUGAGGCGGUGGGUCUCCGGCCGGCACAGCGGUUCGCCACAAGGCGCCCCUCUGGUUGGGAGAUCGACUUCGCCAGCAACGGCUUGAGGGAGUACAUCAUGGAACUGGAAUCCAGGUUCGCCAAAAGUCCGGCAGACAGCUCGGAUGUGGUUCGAGGUUUUGCGGCGGUUUGCGACAAGCCAGGUGAGAAGUUGCCAAUGCCCGUCAAACUGCUGCCGCCGCCCACUGCCGUGAUCGCAAACACUUUCUUCCGUGAUGCCAGCAAUGUGGCUGUGGGCAGGGAGAAAGACUGUGAAAAGGAGGAGGGAGCCGGCGAAAAGGUUCCUGAGGGCAAGGAUUCUAACAGUUCCGGUGCAGACGAGGAUGAGGAGGCACUGAGGGACCGGGCUUCGGGCUGA
This is a messenger RNA of Symbiodinium sp. CCMP2456, 865 nucleotides long. The record is from the annotation of a GenBank genome assembly. Lineage: Eukaryota; Dinophyceae; Suessiales; Symbiodiniaceae.